AUGGAAUUGUGUGCAACAUAUGGGUUCCUUCCCUUUAGGUGCUACUUUUGACAAAACAUCUCCAACAUGGACUGCUUUAGCCAAGAUUGCAGGAUUAUGUAACCGGGCUGUAUUUCAGGCUAACCAAGAAAAUGUUCCUAUUUUGAAGAGAGCAGUGGCAGGAGAUGCUUCUGAAUCUGCACUCCUAAAAUGCAUUGAACUUUGCUGUGGAUCUGUCAAGGAACUGAGGGAGAAGAACCCCAAAAUAGUGGAGAUCCCAUUCAACUCUACCAAUAAAUACCAACUGUCAAUUCACAAGAAUCCAAACACGUCAGAAUCACGAUAUCUGUUGGUGAUGAAAGGUGCACCGGAGAGGAUUCUCGACCGUUGCAGUUCCAUCUUGAUGCAUGGAAAAGAACUUCCCUUGGAUGAGGAGUCCAAAGAUGCAUUUCAGAAUGCCUAUCUUGAAUUGGGAGGCUUGGGGGAGAGAGUUCUGGGCUUCUGUCACUUGGCUCUUCCUGAUGAACAGUUUCCUGAAGGCUUCCAAUUUGAUUCAGAUGAAGUGAACUUCCCUGUAGAGAAUCUGUGUUUUGUUGGUUUAAUUUCUAUGAUUGAUCCUCCUCGUGCUGCUGUGCCUGAUGCUGUUGGCAAAUGCAGAAGUGCUGGAAUAAAGGUCAUUAUGGUGACAGGAGACCACCCCAUCACAGCGAAAGCUAUUGCCAAGGGUGUGGGCAUCAUCUCUGAGGGAAAUGAGACUGUGGAGGAUAUUGCUCUUCGCCUCAACAUCCCUGUCAACCAGGUCAACCCCAGAGAUGCGAAAGCCUGUGUGAUUCAUGGAUCGGACUUGAAGGAUAUGACCAAUGAACAACUAGAUGAUAUUCUAAAACACCAUACAGAAAUAGUCUUUGCUAGAACGUCUCCACAACAGAAGCUUAUUAUUGUAGAAGGUUGCCAACGGCAGGGUGCUAUUGUAGCUGUCACUGGAGAUGGUGUGAAUGAUUCCCCUGCUUUGAAAAAGGCAGACAUUGGUGUUGCUAUGGGCAUUGCUGGGUCAGAUGUCUCUAAACAGGCAGCUGACAUGAUUCUACUGGAUGACAACUUUGCUUCUAUUGUUACUGGAGUUGAAGAAGGUCGCCUGAUUUUUGAUAAUCUGAAGAAAUCAAUUGCUUAUACUUUGACCAGUAACAUUCCUGAGAUUACGCCUUUCCUUAUCUUCAUAAUUGCCAACAUCCCCCUACCGCUGGGGACAGUCACCAUCUUAUGCAUUGACUUAGGCACCGAUAUGGUUCCUGCAAUAUCUCUGGCAUAUGAGCAAGCGGAAAGUGACAUCAUGAAGAGGCAGCCCAGAAACCCCAAGACAGACAAACUGGUAAACGAAAGGCUGAUUAGCAUGGCUUAUGGCCAAAUUGGGAUGAUCCAAGCCUUGGGUGGCUUCUUCACAUACUUUGUAAUCCUCGCAGAGAAUGGCUUCUUGCCAUACACUUUACUGGGGAUUAGAAUGAAGUGGGAUGAUCGAUGGGUAAAUGAUGUGGAGGACAGCUAUGGACAGCAGUGGACUUAUGAGCAAAGGAAAAUUGUAGAAUUCACUUGCCACACAGCAUUCUUUGUCAGCAUUGUAGUGGUACAAUGGGCAGACUUGGUUAUCUGCAAGACCAGAAGGAAUUCUGUCUUCCAGCAAGGAAUGAAGAACAAGAUCCUAAUAUUUGGUCUCUUUGAAGAAACUGCUCUUGCUGCCUUCCUCUCUUAUUGUCCAGGAAUGGGUGUUGCCUUGAAAAUGUACCCAUUGAAACCUUCAUGGUGGUUUUGUGCUUUCCCGUAUUCUCUUCUCAUCUUUGUCUAUGAUGAAGUAAGAAAACUAAUCCUCAGACGCAGCCCUGGAGGCUGGGUGGAAAAAGAAACCUAUUACUAAAGGACUGCUGGACCAGAGGUAGUUGCACUCUUGGCCUCCUUCCAUUCUUUUGCACCUGAAAUGCAGGAAGAGGGAAUCUUUGGAGGAUGAAAGCAACUGAGAGUGAAGAAGAAUAAUGCAAUGGAAAAGAUGGGUAGUGUUAAUAUAGUCCAGGCUUUGGGUGGAAAAAAAUCUACAGAGUCACAACAAGAACAAGGAAAAAUAGCCACAUGCUGUAUAGCUCCACAGGUUUAAGUGGAGUGGUAUUGUUGCUUAUAAAAUGAGUAAUAAAAAGUAUAUUAAAAUUCACUUCUA
Molecule: messenger RNA, 2182 nt
Organism: Thamnophis sirtalis
Lineage: Eukaryota; Metazoa; Chordata; Lepidosauria; Squamata; Natricidae
Source: RefSeq, a predicted model, not a curated record